AUGGGCAAUAGAAAUUGUUGUUUUGCUUAUAAAACACCACCGCCCGUCAGAAAACCACAUUUGGAUGGGACUCCCGUUGGAGAAACCAUAACAGACUGGAAGCAUAAUAGUCAUGCAAAUUUACCACACAUUAGUGAAAGAGAACCUGAAAAUUUUGAAGCUAAUCCUUCAAUACAUGCAAAAGCAGGAACUUUAUUCAUGGAAAGGUCCAAGGUCUCUGAGAAUGGAAUGGUCAGGAAGAAAAGUCUUAGUCAUAUUACAGAUGCAUGCAGGCUGAAAAAAAGCAAUUCAUGUUCUACCAUAUAUUUAGAUGAUAGCACAGUUUCUCAACCAAAUUUAAAAAACACAAUAAAAUGUGUAGCUCUUGCAAUUUAUUAUAAUAUUAAAAAUCGUACAUCCGAUAGACAACUCGAUAUAUUCGAUGAAAAAUUAUAUCCAUUAACUAAAGAUCCCGUUCCUGAUAAUUACGAUCAGCACAUUCCAGAGCAUAGGCAAAUAUAUAAAUGUAUUAGAACUUUAUUCGGUGCUGCUCAAUUAACAGCUGAAUGUGCCAUUAUAACUCUAGUUUAUUUGGAAAGGUUGUUAACGCUUGCUGAAAUAGAUAUCACUCCGGGUAAUUGGAAAAGAAUAGUUCUCGGAGCAAUUUUAUUAGCAUCAAAGGUUUGGGAUGAUCAGGCUGUGUGGAAUGUAGAUUAUUGUCAAAUAUUAAUAGAUGUUACAGUAGAAGACAUGAACGAAUUAGAAAGGCAGUUUUUGGAAAUGAUACAAUUCAAUAUAAAUGUGCCGUCCAGUGUUUAUGCCAAAUAUUAUUUUGAUCUCCGAACAUUAGCAGAAGAUAAUGAUUUGGCUUUCCCUGGUGAACCCCUGAGCAAGGAGAGAGCUGAAAAACUUGAAGCAAUGUCUAGGAAAUAUCAAGACAAAAUCGUAUUAAAUGCUUUAAAAAAUGCUAAAAAAUGGUCUAGUUUAGAUAAUAUUAGCAUGGGACAACCCAGGAGAAGCAUAGCAAUUUUGUCUUGA
This is a messenger RNA of Pediculus humanus corporis (human body louse), 1017 nucleotides long. RefSeq names its product Cyclin fold protein, putative. Gene Ontology annotation, molecular function: cyclin-dependent protein serine/threonine kinase activator activity; protein kinase binding. The transcript is spliced from 6 exons. NCBI's taxonomy places the organism in Eukaryota, Metazoa, Arthropoda, Insecta, Psocodea, Pediculidae. Gene Ontology annotation, biological process: regulation of cyclin-dependent protein serine/threonine kinase activity; regulation of canonical Wnt signaling pathway. Gene Ontology annotation, cellular component: plasma membrane. Bases 1 to 1017 code for a protein of 338 amino acids. The record is from RefSeq and is a predicted model, not a curated record.